AUGAGCCAUUGGUCCAACUGGAACUGGACAAGCCCACAGGAGUUCAUCAUCCUGGGUUUCUCGGGGUGGUCCCCAGGGCUCCGGGUACUCCUGUUCGCCCUGCUCCUGCCUCUGUAUCUGGCCACCCUCGCAGGAAACAUGCUUAUCUUGGGCCUGGCUAUUGUGGAUCCCGCCCUGCACACCCCCAUGUACUUCUUCCUGGGCUCGCUGUCUGCUGUUGAGGUGGCCUACACCCUGGUGCUGACCCCGCGCAUGCUGGCCGGUUUCCUUCUGCCUCCUGGGGGUCAGGCUGUGGCUGUCUCCACCUGUGCUGCCCAGAUGGGCCUCUUUGUGGCUCUGGGGGGCUCUGAGUGCCUGCUGCUGGCUUCCAUGGCUCUGGAUCGCUACCUGGCCAUCUGCCGGCCUCUCUACUACCCUCAGCUCAUGACCUCAGGGCUCUGCUGGUGCUUGCUGGCCUCCUGCUGUGUUGGGGGUUCGUUACUAGCCUUAGGCCUCACCACUGCCAUAUUCCAGCUGCCCUUCUGCCACGGCGGUCUGGUCAACCACGUCUUCUGCGACCUCCCGGCAGUGCUGGUGCUGGCUUGUGGGAACCGGGAGCUGCAGGAGCAUGUGCUCCUGGCCGCAUGCCUGCUGCUACUGGUACUGCCCCUGGCCCUGAUCCUGCUCUCCUACACCAGGGUGCUGGUGGUCAUCCUGAGCGUAGGUGGGGCUGCGGGACGCCGGAAGGCCUUCAACACCGUCGCGUCCCAUCUCACGGUAGCUGUGCUCCACUACGGCUGUGCCACGGCCAUGUACGCCAGACCCCUCGGCAGCCGCUCGGUGGAGGAUGAUAAGCUCGUUUCGCUCAUCUACAUCAACCUCACGCCUUUGCUCUACCCCGCCAUCUAUACGCUGAGGAACCGCGACAUGCAAGGUGCCCUGCAGCGCGUGGUCUGCCAGAGGACACCAGUCACCAUCCACCAAGCCGAUCUUAGCUGA
This is a messenger RNA of Chrysochloris asiatica (Cape golden mole), 978 nucleotides long. Its product is annotated as putative olfactory receptor 10AC1-like. Gene Ontology annotation, biological process: G protein-coupled receptor signaling pathway. The record is from RefSeq and is a predicted model, not a curated record. Gene Ontology annotation, cellular component: membrane. Lineage: Eukaryota; Metazoa; Chordata; Mammalia; Afrosoricida; Chrysochloridae. Gene Ontology annotation, molecular function: G protein-coupled receptor activity; olfactory receptor activity. The coding region runs from base 1 to 978 and encodes 325 amino acids. The transcript has a single exon.